Dendroctonus ponderosae (mountain pine beetle) is the source of this 1613-nucleotide messenger RNA. Its product is annotated as chaoptin. The transcript has 2 exons. Lineage: Eukaryota; Metazoa; Arthropoda; Insecta; Coleoptera; Curculionidae. Gene Ontology annotation, molecular function: protein binding. The record is from RefSeq and is a predicted model, not a curated record. Bases 538 to 1359 code for a protein of 273 amino acids.
GCACCUUGCAGGUAUAUCAGGGUCAUUCGCUAAAUAAUGCUGCGGUUUUUCCGACUGAAGCUGUGCCACCCUGUAGAGCUGAUUUAAGCGGCCAACUGACCCGACAAAAUGUAUCCAUUAUUAGAUUUGUCUUUGGCACCGAUGAUAAGAGGCUGCGGAGACUUGAUAACCUCCAGGACAAUCAAACCAGAACUGUCGUCCAAUUGCAAUCUUUCCUCGCAAAGUGGUUGAUUUGUGCGGCCGCUUCAGGUGGUACUUCAGCGGGUACCGUCCAGCGCACCCCCUGUAUAUGCAGGUGGUUUGUCCGAUCUUUGCAACACCCGGUAUACGCGAGCGCUGCUCCGACCAUUGGGACGAAUCCGAGAGCCUUGUGCAACAAAGUUAUAUAAAAGAUAACUUUGAAGAACAAACAACGAUUACAAUAAUUUAGUGUGUUUUAUAAUUAGUACGCUCAAGCAUUUAGUACGCAUUUUACGAGGCCCGCGUCACUUCUAGUGUAGUGUAAAUGUGUGAUGUGCUGUGCUCUUCUCCGCUAAAAUGGAUGCCACCCGACUAGUUCUGCUCAUCACCUGCUGCUGUUUCUUCCGCAGGUUGCCGGCCCAUCCAAUGGACUAUGACAGUUCCUCUGAAGAAGACGAAAACCACCCGGCAGCAAUGGAGCAGGCAGGGAAGAAUCUCAACCAGGUGCUGCAGGGCGAUUUCGCCAUCACCAAGGCCAAUUUCGCCUACAACAGCAUCAGCCAGUUGCCCGCCUACGUGUUCUACAAGAACCUCUACCGGAACCUGGACAGUGUGCAACUGGGCCACAACAAAAUCGCCCAUGUGGAUGCGACCGCUUUCAAAGAGCUGCAGCUGUUGCGGACGUUGGAUUUGUCCAGCAACCGCAUUGUGCGUUUGGAGACGAACAGUUUCCGGCACAACUACCGGCUGCAGAAGCUGGAUCUGGCCUUCAACAGCAUCAGUUUCGAUCCGGAGCGGCCUUUUUUGAAGUCGCUGUCCAUCAAAACGCUCGUUUUGUCCCACAACCGGAUCAUUCAUCUGUAUGAUAUCACUUUUGCGCGAAUGCCCAACUUGCAAACUUUGCUGUUGGACGGCAAUCCACUCUACUAUGUGUCCAGGAACUGUUUCGUCUACUCCAGACGAUUACAGUACGUGUCCCUAGCCAAUACCGGGGUGGACCGAUUAAUGGACAGUAUGUUCCGGACAGUGCCCAGACUUGUGGAUCUGGCCAAUACCACGUUGGCCAAGAAGUUUGAGCCUCCAUUGCGGAAGGUCAAGGCCGAGCAGUUGGUCAAGCUGAUGGACUUUGAGAGGAGAAUCUUUGGGGAUGAGGACGAUGUGGAUGACGAUGACACCUGACUUAUGUGAGUGAGUGUGUGCAACAGUGUCAGUUUAGAAGGUUGCCAAAGCUUCUAAAACGACGCCUGGAUGUUUUCUUCCUGUAGAAGAGCCCUACUAUUAGACACUUGUUUGUGUGGAAAAAGUAUUAUUAAUUUUAGGCUUUUGGGUGUGGCAAGUGAUGAAAGACUGACUGAGUGUGACGUUCUCCAUGUACAAACUUUUUAAGUUCACUGUUACCUAAUCAUGUAAAUAAAGCACGAUUUAUCACUGUU